AUGCUUUGUUUGGGGCCAGCAAAACUCUUUUCAAUCAUCAUCUUAGGAUUAUGGAAUUUUCAAAGCUGUUCAGGACUUCAAUCAUAUAGACAUGAAUUACCAGGAGUGCAAAAUUCUCAUCCUGAUCUUACUCCAGCAUUUGGAAUAGAAGCAUCCAAAAACCCUUCUUCUAGACAAAGUUUUCAGCAAGGUCCAUCUACCUUUGGACAAAAUCAAGAAAUAGGCCAUCAUCAACAUCACUGUGAUGGCAAAGGAGGAUUUGAUCAAGGAAACAUCCAAUUGAUAGAUUUUAACCCUAGAAUGGAAGGUUCGAUGAGAAAGACACCAAAGAACCCACAUCAAAUUACAUCUGGACUUUCUAGUAUGUACACCUCACAACAAGGGCAACACCUUCCACAAAUGGAAUAUAAUGGGUUUGGGAAUUACAGGACAUAUGAAAGCACUUUCAACAAUAUACAUCCUCAAAGAAAUCUAGCCCAUUUUCCAAGCAUUUACCCCACAGGUCAACCCUCUUUAACAGAAGAAGAGAAUACUCAUGUUUACACACCUUAUGAUGUUUUCCCCUCAGGGCCUGAGAGCAUCCAAAUGCAUCUUCAAUCAUAUGAUUCAAACUCCUUCGGCAAUAUUGGCUCAAGUGAACCUGUUGAACAUCUUGAAGCAUCUCAAGAGGAUAUGUUGCUCCAGAGAGAAGUCAUUCCAUUAUAUCAAGAGAUUAGACAGGGAAAUAUGGCAAGCUCAAACAGCAACCCAGGAUCUUUGACAGAGUCCUUUUCUGGCGAUCAACAUGAAACUCUCUUGAGAGGCCCAAUAGAGAAUCUCCAUACAGGCUCAGCUCACAAUGGACCAAUUAUAUAUGCCCAGCCAUACUUGGAUUAUGUACAACAUGGACAUGGCUUACAAGAGGAAAGCUCAACAAACAAUGUCAUUUUUGAUCAUGGAAUACAUCCCCAUGAGAUUGAAAUACCAACAGGAAUUAACUCCAACCAUUAUGUAGAUUAUGAAUCACUUGAACCACGUGAGGAGUCCUGGCUUGAAGAUAUCUGUCCAGAUCUGUAUAGCAGUUCAUACUUAAAGGGCGGCCACUGGCCAGCAGGUUAUAUUCCUAACACAGUAACCAUAGGAAAUAAUGUGAAAUUGAACAGUAAGAAAAACUUAAAAGAUCUUUUGAUUCCCACUGACAAGAAGGAUAUAAAUCAAAAUCCAUCAAAAUCACAUCUUCAAGACACUUCAGUUACAGCAGGACCCCAAGCUGUUGUGUCAAUGGAUGAUUUUACUGCGGCACUCAAUGGCUAUUCUUACAUGAAAAAUCCCACAAAUGGAGAUGAAUCAUAUAUGACAAAUCAGAACACAUUUAGGAUAGAUGAUGAGCUGAAUUUAGAUCAAAGCAAGAGGAAAUGGGCCAACACAAGCGCCAAAUUGUCAAAGAUAUCUAAUAAGAAAAGCAGAAAUAAUCUAAAGGGUGACCUUAAAAAUACAAAUGAAAGCUCAAGUCAUCUUGCUGAAGAUAAUCUUCACACUUCCAAGACAACAAAAACUUCUGGGAGAUAUAGAUCAUCAUCAUUGAUCAAGCAUUUGGAUGGGGAAGAUCAAUACCAUAUACCUACAAUGAAGGAUAACUUUAAGCUGUCCCAAAGUAUUGGAAUAAUGAAUGUGAACAGAUCAUUUACUCUUUGCUAUGAGAUAUUUGAUUGGUUCCAUGACAUAUACAAGAGAAUAAGUGUAAAAUGUAAAGACAAUUCUGAAAUCAAAGCUUUAAGUUAUGCACUGAGGAAUGCAUGUCAUGGGAUUGUGAUGAGUUUUCUUGGUAUUCUCAAAGCGUUUGAGUAUGAUGGAAGUGGGAAGGAUAAACUCCAGGAUCUACUAGAUGAUGGUUGGAGGUACAUGCAAAAUCUUUUUGCUCAUUGGAAGAUUGCAGAACCUCAAGAUUUUGAAUUUGGGAAGCUGACAAGAUUUCAGACAGAGUGUGAUAUUAUGAUCCCUGGUUGGCAGCUAAAAUAUCUGAAAGGCAUCAGAUCUGUGGAUUCAUUACCAUUCACAUUGAUCUGGUAUCUUGCACAUACCUGGUCCAUAAAAGAAGGGAACAAAAGAAUUCCAAAAAACAUCAACUUGGAGAUAUUGAUGGAAGUAUACAAACUUGAUGUUAGUUCAACAGAAGGUGGAUUGUAUUCAAGGAGUGGAAUCAGGAAUGAUGUAUUCUGGGGAGCAGAUCAAUUUUCAAGAAAGUUGCAGCUUGCACUUGGAAGUGCAGAAGAUUUAUCACAAAGGAAGCCUCUACUCAUUUCUGAUGCAGCACAGUUCCACACAGGCAUUGGCAGACAGAUGUGCAAGCAUGUCCACAUCUUUUUUGAAAAGCUGAUCCAUGAUCUAAUAUCUUGUUACAAGGAAAGCAAUCACAAUAGUUUUCAUGAAAGUCUCAAUGAUGUUGCAGCCAAUAUACCUAUCAAAAUACAUUCAUCCAAUAUAAAUUUGAUUGUUCAAGCAGUCAGCUUUGCACAGUACAAGAUCACUGUUUCAUAUAUGGGCGCAAUCAGGAAUUUUUACAAGAAAGAACUAUCUGAGGAACAAAUUAAGGUUUUGCUUAUGGAUGCAUGGGAAUUUCUCAACAAAAUCUAUUCUAGAUGGCUAGAGAUAGAUUUCCAACCCAAAAACCAUCCAGAUCUCUUUCUUUUUGGACAGAUAGACACAUCUGAUUCGAUCAUACUAGACAAUCCUACAUUGAUGUUCAACAUUCACAUACAAGACAGGCAUUAUACACCAAAGAAAGCUGUCCUGAAUCUUUUGAGUUUUUGGAACAAUACCUUAAGAACAAAGAUUCAAGGAUCAGAAGAAUAUUUGGGGUUCCCUGUGGAAUGCAUUCCAUCACAGCAACUCUAUCACAGGGAUCCUUACUGUGUAAUAUGA
Molecule: messenger RNA, 2901 nt
Organism: Melampsora larici-populina 98AG31
Lineage: Eukaryota; Fungi; Basidiomycota; Pucciniomycetes; Pucciniales; Melampsoraceae
Exons: 1
Coding region: 1-2901 (966 amino acids)
Source: RefSeq, a predicted model, not a curated record